Molecule: messenger RNA, 1176 nt
Organism: Ogataea parapolymorpha DL-1
Lineage: Eukaryota; Fungi; Ascomycota; Pichiomycetes; Pichiales; Pichiaceae
Exons: 1
Coding region: 1-1176 (391 amino acids)
Cellular component (GO): cytoplasm
Source: RefSeq, a predicted model, not a curated record
AUGGAUGAAAACGAGAUCGAUUUGAUUCCUGAGCUUGUGGUCGAAGAAAAUGAGCCCAUCAGAUACUCAAAGGGCAGCAAAAAAGCUACAAGUUAUAGAGAGCAUUCUGGUUUAACUGAGGAAGAUGCGAUAACUAGGAUACCGAUAACGAUUGUCACUGGAUAUCUCGGUUCAGGAAAAUCGACAUUAUUGGAACAAAUUGCGAAAAAGGGUGAUCGAAGGAUUGCAGUUAUUUUAAAUGAGUUUGGAGACUCAGCUGCUAUUGAAAAAUCAUUGACAGUAAAAGCAGGCAACUCUCAAGAAUAUGAAGAAUGGUUGGAUUUAGGAAAUGGAUGUCUUUGUUGCUCCGUUAAAGAUAAUGGAGUCGCAGCGAUAGAGAGAUUGAUAGCAAAACGAAAAGGUUUUGAUUAUAUCCUUCUCGAAACAACAGGGUUGGCCGACCCCGCCCCCAUAGCCACAAUGUUUUGGCUUGACGAUGCCUUAUCCUCAAAUGUUUACAUCGAUGGUGUCGUCACGGUGAUAGACUCUGAAAACAUUGAAAAAUGGCUUUCAGAUACAGGAGGUCACACCCAUGCGCCAACAAAAACUGAUAGUGAUAUAACAAUUGCUCACCUACAGAUUGCAAUGGCUGAUGUAGUUCUUUUGAACAAAGUUGAUAAAAUGGGCAGUGAAGAUCUUGACCGAUUGGAAGAAAGGGCGAAGUCCAUCAACACUCUCGCGCCGGUGUAUCGCUCAAAGUACGGAGACGUUGAUCUUGGUAAGAUCUUGGAUUUGCACGCGUAUGACACCAAAGACAUCUCACCGUUUUUGAGAAAUCAAGCUCUGUAUCAUGAUUCUGCAAUCCACACAAUUACUUUGGAGUUCUCGAAGCUUGACAAGGUCAAAUUUGAAAACUUUGAACGAUUUCUGCAAGAUAUACUUUGGGCGGAAAAUGAUGUUGAGACAUGGAAUAUGGAGAUUUACAGAGCGAAAGGUUUAGUUUAUUGCGAAACGACUUUCAAGGUACUACAAGCGGUGCGAAAAACGUAUGACAUUAUAGAUGGUGGGGAAGGUGCUCCAAAUCAAAAAACACUUCCAAACAGUAAGCUCGUUCUCAUAGGAAAAGGAUUAUCGUUUGAAAAAUUGAAAACUCAUUUUCAGAAAUCCGUUGGGCUCUCCUUGAUUGAAAGCCAGUGA